AUGAUUCUUAAGGCUACACAAAAUAUAAGCCUGCAUUCAGCAAAUUUGGAAAUAACUGAAGUCAUAUUUACAGGAAAGACUGAUAGUUAUUUAAUAGUGGGUAAAGCACGUAAUAUUUCAUAUAUACACGAACUGCAAAUUGUCGUCUUGGAUUUCUCUGAAGUUCUACGUCCUGGUAAUUAUACUUUGAGCAUAACGUAUACAGGUGUUAUUGCUAAUGAUGGAGGUUUUGUCAAGGUCUCAUAUAUAAAUAAGAUAGGAGAAAAAAAAUGGCUGUUCGUAACAAAUAACUCAGCGAUAGGAAUGCGACGACUCUUUCCAUGUUGGGACGAACCCGGAUUAAAAACUGAAUUUGUCAUUGUUGUAAAUGUUCCUGAAUAUUACAAUGUUUUUUCAAAUUCUUUUCUUUUUACAUCUAUGUCAAAAUCGCCUUUGACGACACACUGUAUCGUAACUUCUGAAAUACCCACGUACCGAAUAGGAAUUGUGAUAUUUGAUAAGCAUGACUAUACUGAUAUUUCUCCCAUACAAAACUUCAAAUUAUGGAGAAGAGAGUUGAUGGAAGUACAAUGGGAUCAAAUUUUGAGAUUAAUUGAAGAUGUCAUACGUACUGUUGAACAUACAUGGCAACUACAGGAAGGAGAUUUAUUAAGAAAUCAAUUUGCGAUCGCAGGUUUGACAGAUGAUGGCGUGGAUAAAUUGGCGUUCAUACUUUACAGCAUAUAUUGUGAAUAUUUUUAUAUAACGAAUCAUUUGUAUGUUGUGUUUAGAGAAGAAGAUAUUAUUUACAAUGAAAAAAUAGAUCCCAUUGCACGCAAAAUAGAGUUAUCACGUAAAAUAGGACGUAAAGUGGUUGGUCAAUUGUUUGGUACCGCGGUUAGUCCAUCAUGGUGGUCUUGCAUGUGGCUGAACGAGGGUAUUGCUACUUUGUUCGGCGUAUAUACAAUCAAUCAGAUUAUGCCUGAGAGUCGAAUGUUGGAUUUAUUCGUAGUCCAGACUCAACAAGAAUCUCUUCGUUUAGAUGAUUCACAAGUUAUGAAUCCUCUUGGUUCAGAAGUUAACA
Messenger RNA from Pogonomyrmex barbatus (red harvester ant), 1063 nucleotides. RefSeq names its product aminopeptidase N-like. The record is from RefSeq and is a predicted model, not a curated record. Gene Ontology annotation, molecular function: metalloaminopeptidase activity; peptide binding; zinc ion binding. Lineage: Eukaryota; Metazoa; Arthropoda; Insecta; Hymenoptera; Formicidae. Gene Ontology annotation, cellular component: membrane; cytoplasm. Gene Ontology annotation, biological process: peptide catabolic process; proteolysis.